This is a messenger RNA of Polyodon spathula (Mississippi paddlefish), 2262 nucleotides long. RefSeq names its product coronin-2A-like. The record is from RefSeq and is a predicted model, not a curated record. NCBI's taxonomy places the organism in Eukaryota, Metazoa, Chordata, Actinopteri, Acipenseriformes, Polyodontidae. Gene Ontology annotation, molecular function: actin filament binding. The transcript is spliced from 13 exons. Gene Ontology annotation, biological process: actin filament organization. Bases 273 to 1880 code for a protein of 535 amino acids.
CACAGAGUGAGGACUCGCGCUCUCCCGGUGGGAUAAGGGGGAGCUUGUAGGCUGCUCUGAGAAACUGUUUGCAUUAUUACAUCAAGCUUAUCAUUAGCUAGGAAGGUCACAGUGAAUGAAGAGAAACUGGUCAGCUGGACGUUCAUUCUCCUGCCUUUUUACUUCCCCUUAAGCUGGAAGGUAGCCCUGUGGAGACUUUGCAGUCCUUGUUCAACGAUCGCAUUGAAACACACUAGGCUGCAAGAUGCUAAGACUGAUCUGAUUUCAAAUGGAUGAUGUCAUGGCGGCCUCAGUAUCGGAGCUCCAAGUUCCGCCAUGUUUUCGGCAAGCCUGCUAAUAAGGAGAACUGCUAUGAUGGGGUGCCCAUCACCAAGAGCGUUCAUGACAGCCAUUUUUGCUCCAUAAACCCCAGGUUCAUUGCUGUGGUCACAGAGUGUGCAGGAGGCGGAGCUUUCCUCAUCAUACCAAUUCACCAGACUGGAAAGAUCGACCCUCAUCACCCACGGGUCUGCGGCCACAGAGGAAACGUGCUGGACAUUAAGUGGAACCCCUUUGAUGACUACUCCAUAGCUUCGGGCUCGGAAGAUUCAACUGUGAAAAUCUGGGAUAUUCCUAAACAUGGGAUGAUGAAGAACAUCACGACGGCCAAGAAGGAGCUUCAGGGGCAUUCCCGGAGAGUGGGGCUCAUUGAGUGGCACCCAACUGCUGGCAAUGUCCUCUUCAGUGCCGGAUAUGACUACAAGAUCAUGGUGUGGAACCUAGAUACUCCAGACCAGAUCAUCAAGAAUCCUGUUAAAACGAUUAGCGUGCACAGUGAUGUGGUCCUCUCCAUGUCAUUUAACACGGACGGUAGUCUCCUAGCAACAUCCUGCAAGGACAAGAAACUAAAAGUCAUUGACUCGCUCACAGGUGUUGUUUUACAGGAAGCCAACUGCAAGUCCCAUAAAGCAAACAAGGUUGUGUUUCUGGGCAACCUGAAAAAGCUUGUAUCUACUGGAACGUCAAGGUGGAACAACAGACAAAUUGCACUGUGGGAUCAGGAUGACCUGUCCGUGCCUUUGCUGGAGGAGGAUCUGGACGGCUCUUCGGGGGUCCCUUUCCCGUUCUACGACCCUGAUACCCACAUGCUGUACGUGGCUGGAAAGGGAGAUGGCAACAUUAGGUACUAUGAAAUCAGCUCCGAGAAGCCUUAUCUACAGUUCCUAGCAGAGUACCGCUCAUACUUACCUCAGAAAGGAAUUGGAAUCAUGCCAAAGAGAGGCCUGGAUGUCUCCUCCUGUGAGGUCUUCAGGUUUUACAAACUAGUGACAACAAGAAGCGUUAUUGAGCCCCUCUCCAUGAUCGUACCGCGACGGUCUGAGUCGUACCAGGAGGAUAUCUACCCAAUGACUGCUGGAUCUGAGCCAGCAAUGACAGCAGAGGAGUGGUUCAAAGGGGUCCAUAAAGGUCCUAUAUUGAUGUCCCUGAAACCUGGCAGCAAAAACUCCCAGUCCAUUCCGCUAGUAACUGCCAGGGAGCCGCUGAGCAUUCUAGAACCGAAAAGGUUUCAGAACUGCUUCGAGCAGUUGGAGGUGGCAGCGAUCCAGGAGAGGCUGGAGCAGAAGGAGACAAAAGAGCAGAAGAGGCUGGAGGACAAGAUCCAGAGCAAGAGCCGGGACAAGACCCGAUCUUCCUUCUCCAAUGGCUGUGACCUGUCGGAAUGUGCGCCACCCAAAACUGAAAAUGAGCUGCUGCAGAUGUUUUACCGACAACAGGAAGAAAUCCGACAGUUGAAAGAACUGUUAGGUCAGAGAGACGUCCGAGUGAAACAGCUGGAGCUGGAGAUCAAAAACAUCCGGAACUACCCGAGAGCUACUGAGAGAAAGGGAUCCAAAUCCUGAAGCAAUUCUAAAGCAGCACCAAACCAGAACAUGACUUCAACUGCUGUUUGUAUAAUUAUAUAUUUUAUAUUGCAAAAGAAAAAGAAAAAAAAAAAAAAGCAGUACCUCUGCUACACGGUGCACAUUUUUUUUUUAACAUGUUUUACAAUUGUGUACAUAUUUUUGAAUUAUUAAUCAUGUCUAUGGUUUACGCAGCUGUUGUGUGAAUUUCUACGGUACUUCACAGACUCUGGGCUCCACAAGUCUGGUUCAGUUUUUUUAUUACUUUUUUGUUCUUUUGUAACACAGUUCAUAAGUAGUUUCCUCAAUUGUCUCCUUAUAUUAAGACUGUUUUGCUUUUUUUUAAAAAAAUUUUUACGUUUUUCCAUACUGAAUGUCAUUU